Molecule: messenger RNA, 1884 nt
Organism: Leishmania mexicana MHOM/GT/2001/U1103
Lineage: Eukaryota; Euglenozoa; Kinetoplastea; Trypanosomatida; Trypanosomatidae
Exons: 1
Coding region: 1-1884 (627 amino acids)
Source: RefSeq, a predicted model, not a curated record
AUGGACUCACUACACGGGUCUAGCCAGGUGUCACCUGAGCAUUUGAAAUCGAUGAAGUCCGCAAUUCACUCAUUCCUACAGGAGACUGGUGUUUACGACUCCAUACGCGACAUUGUUGAUACGUAUGUCUCAGAGCACGGCGAUGAGCCCAUCUCCAGGGAAAACCCAAGCGCCAUCAUGCGAAUUGUGAAAGAAAAGGGAAUAUUACGGGAGCUUGUUAGCCAAAUUCAGUCUCGUCCUACUGUAGGCGCGGUACCUUCCAUUACCGUACCGAGUGACGGCCGGCACUACCUUCUUGUUCGAGUGAAUGGCGGACGUGCUUUUGUAGACAACCUUGACCUAGCCCCCUCGACUAUGAACAAGCGUUCUGUCGUCUUUGCUGCUCAUUUUGGUAACCAGCGAUUCCGCUCUGCAGUGAAGGCGUGCUCUGCCGAACCAAAGUUUGCUGAAGAGUUUCUCUUUGAAGUGGACGCCACUGGGUUUGGGUUUGGCGAGGCGGAUCUUAUUGAAGUCUCAACCCCUUUUCACAUUGCCGUCUUGCGGGAAGAUUCACAGCUUAACGUUGCUGAGCUACUGGGCGAGAACAUCAUAGAAUGGAGAAAGGUCUUAAAAAGCGGUUACCUAGGCCUCACGGUGGAACUCUGUGGCAGAAACGCCGGGGUGCCAGCAGGUAUUGUAGAUCUACAGCUCGAGUUGGUGUCGAAAAAGCGCAUUCGAUACAAGGAGGAAGAUAUUGUGUCGCGUGUCGAGCAGCAGCGUAUUGCCGUCACCAACGCUGACCGCGAGUUCCUCGUGUACUCUCGGCGGUGGUGGUCGGAGUAUCAGGGUUUACGCCCCACACACAAAGAUCGCAAGGUACGAAUAUUCGCAUCCACGUCCACCGGAAGGAUGGUGCCGCUGACCCACUUCGUUUCGCCAAUACAAGCAGAGUUCGGCCUCGACUCACCGCAGGAUGCCGCGCGUUUUGUCUCUCUGCUGCGCGUCACCACCGAGGGCACCGGUUCCAUAGGCGCGUUGAGCGUCGAAGAAAGUAGCUGGCUAUCGCCUUUCAUUUUUCUCUCGCAGAGGCAAGGUUACCACUGCAACCACGCUGCCCUUCUUUGCUCUCUCUUACUGGGGUUUGGCAUCGAUGCUUACUGCGCUCUUGGGUCUUGCCCCAACGGUGAAGUCGGGGUUUUCGUUGUCUCCAGGUCUACCGAUGCACGUGGCUCUGCCAAGGUCACGGUGUGGAACCCCACGUCAGGUGAGCGGUCUUCGCCGAGUGAGCAAGAUAGAUUUGCUACCGUUGACUGCAUGUUCAACAACAAGUCUUUUUUUGCCAAUUGCCAGGCCUCGAACAACGUCGCUACUACAUCAUUUGAGUGCUACAAUGAAGAACUCUGGAAGCCACUGAACGUGCUGAAACUGAGAAUGGUGCCAAGGUACCCUCCUGCACCACUCUUGUUUGAAACUGUCGCUGCGUCGUCGAUCGAGCGUUCACUGGAGAUUCAGCUGCGGGCGGCAAUUUCGACGUACCGCGACUCCUUCGGUGUGGUGACGACGUACGACAACACGGUUUCGUACGUGCUGUCGCAGGCGCUGCUACUGUACGAACGCCAGCAGAGUGAGGGGGGCGCCCAGAGUUUUGCCCUCUUUCAAGAAUCUGUGAAGGGCACCCUAGGGGUGGGAAAAACCUUCAAGGCUAUCCCGCUGAACGUUUCGUACCUCGACGCCGGCAGCGUUAUGGACGUUGUGCGCGCUGCUUCGGUGGGGAGGGAGAUUUUGGAUACGGUGGUGGACAGCGCCAAAUUUGGAGUGCGUGCCAAGGUAUUCUGCUUUCCAGAACGUGUCUUCUCUGUUUGGGUGAUGAUUGCGGUAAACUACAGUGCAGCCAGCAUUUCAUAG